Molecule: messenger RNA, 6622 nt
Organism: Anopheles merus
Lineage: Eukaryota; Metazoa; Arthropoda; Insecta; Diptera; Culicidae
Exons: 4
Coding region: 2828-3541 (237 amino acids)
Biological process (GO): epidermal growth factor receptor signaling pathway
Molecular function (GO): epidermal growth factor receptor binding; receptor ligand activity
Source: RefSeq, a predicted model, not a curated record
AGGAGGUCUUAAACCAGCCCCGGGGAUAAUACCGUGCCGUGAGCAGUGGGCAACACUGGUGACGAGAACAAGAGCGAAAGAGAGAGAAAGAGAGAAAGAGAGAGAGAGGGAGAGAAAGGUACAGUAAAGUAUCGGUCCCGAAACACGACGCUCCCUGCGGUGCUGUGUGUUUGUGUGAGGGCGAACGGAACAAGGAAGCGAAGGGCGCAGCGGAAAAGGAACGGAAGAGAACGGGGCGGGUGUGGGACCAUGCUGUUGCGGAUUGCGGCAGUACACAGUGCGGUCGGAUGCAUUGGAUGGGAGCAGCAGCAGGUUCAUGCCAACGGUUGUGGUAGCAAAGCCGGCAGCCCGUUGUUCUAGUUCGUGAGCGAGUCGUGGAUGUGGUGUGCAUGGUUUGAUUUAAAGACAGCACUGCACACGGCCAACCGACAUUUUUGGCCAGUCUGCAGUGUUGUGUGUGUGAGUGAGAGAGAGAGAGAGAGAGGUAGGAACAGCAUCUCUCUCGCUCUCGGGGUCGGUUACUGGAACCCAAGAACCCCUGGCCCAAGGAGGAAUCGAACCACCAACACACAUCGACAAUGAGUGAUUCCGUCAGUGCGUGAAGUAUAGUACCGUACCCCACGACGGUGGGUGGGCGGCAGUGGUGGAGGAGGAGGAAACAAGGGUUUGUUCACCCCCCCCCCCUCUCUCUUCCCCUCGUUGUCUCGUUUGCUACAACCGCAAAAGGGGGGCAGCCGGCGGAUAGCAACACAACAACAGCAACAAAAACGCCAGAAAGAAAGAAAAAAAAAAACGGCAAAGGAAGCACGAACGCUCGCGCGCAAGGGAGGAGGGCCAACCCCGAAAGGACCGAGCACCGGAGCCCCCGAAACAAGAUGAAAAUACAGCACCAGCGGGUACGGUUUACGAGCAGCGUAUUGUACGAUCACAACUUUCACGACAUUCAACACCAGCAGCAGCAGCAGACGCGCAAGCAGACGGACGCGAGCUGCCACGACGGAGACCGCUACGAGCAGCAGCAGCAGCAGCAGCAGCAACAGGAACAGCGCCACCGUUGUUGUCGUCGUCGUCGCUGCAGCGCGUUGCAGCAGCGGCAGCAGCUGCCGGUUGCGAACCGCCGUCGCCCGGGUCCGUUCACCACCACCGCGUCCGGUGCACCAGCGAGCGGCCAUCAUUGAACGCACCGAACACACAGGCGCGCGCUCGCGAGACGCAACACAGCUGGUGCUGUGGCUGACUGAAGGGGCAAGAGCGUCUUUUCUUCCUGUGUGUGUGUGUGUGUGUGUUUUUUUUUUGUCUCAGUCUCUCUUUCUGUGUGGUCGGUGUGUCGAGCCCGCCGGAUCCGUGUCCCCUUAAAUUCCCUGCCCACGCACACGUGGUGGUGACGCUUAGUGCGAAUUGAAGGCGAGAAAAAUGACUCUGCCCGAGACAGUUUUGUUGCGCGCGGUACAAGAGCAGCAUCAGUGUAGCGACCGUGCAGGCAUCUAAUAUCCGUGAAAAGGAAGAAGCAGAAGAAGAAUAAGAAGAAGAAAAUCAAAGGGAAGCCCGUAAUCCUUGUUUUUUUUUUUGUUUGGUUAAAAGUGAACUGUUGUGUGUCGCUCUGCCGCGUGUCCUGUUGGCGGCAUCACAAGUGUGCUCUGGGGAGGGGGAAGCCUCAAGCUAGCAAAAGAAGCAGCAGGUGUGUGUUUCUGUGUGUGUGUGUGUGUGUGUGCGCAAGAGUGUGUAUGUGUUUAGCGUGCAUUUGCACCAGGUGGCAGUGUCAUAUUCGCCGACAGGCUGAGCGGCUGACGCGUGCCGCUCUCUUUGGCGUCGCGUGCGUCAUCUCCGUGUGCGCGCGUGCUGCUGGUGGUGUGCCGCGUCCCCGCCACCAGGUGUGUGCCUCUUGUUGCAUCAAUUCAACCUCUCCCAAUCAAACAGCAGCAGCAGCAGCAGCAGCAGCCGUCGUCAGCAGAGACCUCCUUUCUGUGUGUGUUUUGUGCUUGUGCCUUACCUUUAACACUGUGUGGCCUUUUCCGUCGAGCCGCAGGAGGAGGAGGAGGAGGAGGUGCCUUUAAAACCCCUCUCUACACUGCAGCAGAGGUUCAAAACAUCUGCGCCCGAUCGUGUGUGUGUGUGUGUGUGCCUUCGACAGAAGAAAAAAGGAAGAGAAGAGAAGAAAAGAAGAAGAAAAAACAGUGAGUGAAAACAGACACCCGCAAACCCGCAAACCACCGGCCGCUCUAAUCCCCGCACUGUCGCAGGGAGGAGGACCGAAGGCGUUUGUUCUCUACUCGAUCAACCUGAAAAAGAGAAGAAAAAAAAAUUCUACUCCAAUAACUCAAUCGACCGAAGCAGCAGCAGCAAAAAAACACGGUGGCACGCUUGCCUCCUGCCACAUCAAUCAACAGGUGCAGCGUGUGUGUGUGUGUGUGGUGCUUCCUUGCGCACAAAAAAAAACACAGACACACGCGCUUACGGCAGGAGGAUCUAAUAUUGCGAGACGUUAGACAUUCCGAACCAGCAACAGUCGUCGCCUUUACACGUUCGAGCGAGAUACUUUCCAGCCGUGUUGGCGGCAGCGUGUGCAACGACACCACUCUCCUCGUCGUCGUGACCGCGAAGGGCGGCCACAUUCGUUCACAAUCUUCUAAACUACAGUACGAAAGCAAAGGAGUAAUAAAAAAAAAACAAAGAAGAACCAACCAGCAGAACGCGGCAGUGAAGGACGAAUCAGAAGGAGCGGCGCAGCAGGACAAGGAGCGAGCGAAAGAAGGGGCGGCUAAACCCAUCAACCUUAACCCACCCCCGCGUGCAUGAUAUACCGGCGGCAGCAACACACUUGGGAGCAAUGAAAUCAAGUGCAGUAAAAUUUUGUGCUAUACUACUAAUUAUGCUGUCAUCAGUUGUGGUUCACACAGACUGCUGUUCUAGCAGAUCGAUGCCAAAAUCAAGACCUCGGCCAGUGUCACACUUUCGCGGUGUGAUGACGUCCGCCACCACCACCUUCACGGUGAUCCGGCCGGACGCGACCUCCUCGUCGAACAACCGGGAACCGCCGGACACGGCGUCGACGGGGAUGGACUCGCGUCUUACCGGCAGCGGUGGCGGACCGGGCACUGGCGGCCUCGGCCGUGGUAUCAGCACAAACGGCGGUAAAGCGAACGACCACCAGCAGCAGCAGCAGCAGCAGCGAAACGGCGACGGCACGGUGAUAGAACCGCCGACCGGCCGCCGGGACGACCCGAGCGGGCGGGGCAACGAGAAGGACCAGCUGCUGAUGCGCAUGGGCAAAUGCUCGCAGCUGUUCGAGGAGAACUACUGCCUGAACGGUGGCAAAUGCUACAACUUCACGAUCGCCAACUCGACCAUGCCGACGUGCGAGUGCGCGGACGGCUUCAUGGGUGAACGAUGUGAGUCAAAGUACCUGGAUGGGACCUACCUGAGCAUGCGCAAGCCGAAGAUACACAUCGAAACGGCGAGCAUGUAUUACGGGGCAUUUCUUGCCAUGAUGGUAGUGCUGGCUGUGUUCUACUAUCUGCACUGGCUCAACCAUUGCCGCUAGCGCACGGCGACCGUGCUGGAGGUGGCCGGGUGGGGUCCCCACGGCACUCACCUUCCCCUCCUCCCCCGGUCCCCGGUGCGGCGGACCGCGCGCACGCACGCCCUCCCUGACAGCGGAGCGCGUGCCGGCCAAUGGUACCUACGGAGCCUAACCUCGUAAUUGGUAUGUCCCAUCCUACCCCGAAAAUACGAUAAAACGCAGAUUGCGAUCAGAGAGCUAGAUCGUGUGUGUGUGUGUGCGUGUGUGCGUGUGUGCGUGUGGGGAAGGCGUGGGCGUUUGAAACCCGUCCACGGACCGGUUUACCUUCAACCUCCAACCCACAGACACUCAUACACACACACGGUCGAAACACAGCGUGGCAGUUACAUACAUUUGCACGGAUUGAUAAUCCGACGACAAAGCAAAACACAACCAGAAGAAGAAGAAAAAAAUGCAACACUUAAGUCGACUUUAAGGAGAUGGAGCAGGCGACGAACCCCUAAAUCCCUUCCAGCCUCUACACUUACUUUGCUUUGCUUGGCAAGGGGCUUUACCCUACACCACUUCUCGCCACCCAAGCCCCUCGCUUCAUUGUGCGGCUGCACGUGCGUAUCAGGAAUGGGUUCGAAUUGAGCGACGGAAGCUGUGCAAAUCAAAUGAAAAGGAGCGGAGAAUGGGGAAAAGCGACAGCGAUAAGGAUGUUCCCAACUCUUCCGGCAGGCGUGUGCUGCUGGGUGGCGGCGUGAUUGGCGAGAAAUGUACGGUGUGCGCAGCAUCGUGGCGCUUGAACGCCUUGAACGGGAUCUGAUUUAGAUUUAACGCUAAUAUAUACAUAUAUACAUAUAUAUAUAUAUAUAUACAUAUAUACAUAUACAACACUUUUAAGCUAAGGUUAGUGUAAAUAUGCCGUCGCUCCUCUCCCUUCGGUCACCCUUCCCUGUGGGGGGGUGAUUUGGGAAGGGGGCCUCCGCAACACGGGCGACAACGCGAAACAAUUGUGUAACAUAUUCGAAUGAGAAUUUAGCUAUUGUAUAAGUAGGCAAGAACUGUGCGUGUGUGUGUGUGUGUGUGUGCGACACGUGAUGAACAUUCCAUUUGUUCAUUUACAUACACACACACACAUACUUUAUGACGAAUCUGUAAUACGAACCCAUAAGCAACGCAAAAUUACACGAAAACUCGGAACGAAAGUGUGCAAAAAAUGAAGAAACAACAGCGUUCCUGCCAAAAAUCGAACCCGAAGGUAGGGAGGGGGGCAGGAAAAUAAAACCUCCUCAACCCGCUCGAGGCAGGAAACAACAAAAUACAGAAUGAUUCUACAUCCAACAUACAAACACUCUCAUCGAUCACACACAACACAACAUUUUCGAGCAGUAUUUAUUCGCGUGCAGAGAGAGAGAUAGAGAGAGAGAGAGAAAGAGAAAGAGAGAAGAAGGAGGGAGAGAGAGAGAGACAGAAAGAAGUUUAAAAAAAAGUAACAAGACUAAAUAUUGGCUGUGUUUAUAGGACCGGGUGGGGGAUGGGCGCCUCGAGCUCGUUUUUCUCUCUUGCUCGGUGUGCGUGGCUUGGCCCGGAGGUUUCCUUCUGCAUCUCGCUUCCGUUUUAAGUGUGCCCAAGUUUUAGCCUAGCUGGCAGACACUAGACGAGUGGCCUUUUUUUUUUUUUUGAAACAAUUUCUGCUCUUCUCGUUUUUUUUCUUUGGCACGGAAUUUUUGAAGCAAAUUUUUCAAAUCAAACAACUCCUCCUAAAGCUGCAAGGUGGCAAGCCACAAUUCCCCACUCCUUUUGUCUUAUCAUUCAUCACAUACACUCACACACACACACACACUCACAAGCUUGCCGGCUAUCGAAACCGAGUGCCUCUAACGAAAUAAAUAUAGCAGUGCCUCUACUAAAAAAAACGGAUACAUUCUGCAACACAAUGAUCAGCAAACACAGCGGUUGCUCUCUUUUUGUUUGUUUGGUUUUUUUUUUUGUUUUUCGAUAACAACAGCGCUUAGGAACAUGUAGGAAUGUUGUGGAAUGCAUUGAAAAAUUGAUACUAGCUAGAAUGAUUCGAACACGCUGCAAAAACAAACAAACACAGGGCAACCAGGUGCUAAUUCCAAUGUCUUCGAGCGCCCUUUCAAGUGGUCUUUCGUUCUCUUCUUGCUUGCUUUUUAUUUAAAAAAAAUAAUAAAUAAAUAAAUAAUAAUUAUCCAAUUAGAUUCCAAUUACAAAGAAAAACGAACGUGGCGGUGCAUUAUGCUGUCGAGGCGUUCGCUUCCACCCUUCGUCCCGCAAGCGAAGGAAACAGUCUCUUGCUAGACAUAAAAAAAACCUACACACCCACACCUUGCAAAAAGUGGAGAAGAUCGUGAGUAAGUGUGUUGUGCGCUUGCAAAUAGGGCUGGUUUUGUUUUCGUGCGUGCCCCCGAGGAAGCGCCCCUCCUGGCUUUCCUGAUUAGAGUACGUUUUAGUACUUGCGCCACACGGUAUGCUGCUCUCUAAGCUCUGGGGGAGGCAACAACUCCACUUUGCUCUCUCUCUCUCUCUCUCUCUCUCUCUCUCUUGCUGGCUGCAGCAAAGCGUCCGGCAAAGUUUUUUUUUGUUUUUGUUUUAAGCAAGGCCUUAUUUAAAAAAAACGACAAUGCAACCGCCUUUGCUGUGCCUUAUCUUGCAGAAAGAAAAGCACCUUAAUUCGAACACACACACUACACAGAGACACAAAACCAUUCCAGCGCAGCACUGCAUGACAAUCGACAGGUGUGUGUGACAGAUGGGAUUAGAAGGAGGCGGCCCACACUUUGGAAGUGUCCGAUCAUAGGACGGAAAGAGGCGGCGUCCUUUUGAAGAAAAAAAAAAACAUUGCGCUUUUACUAGCUAAGCGGGCGAACGGGAAUUUUGCAAAUGAAUUGCCUUGCCGCACACGAAAGCGAAACAGAAAAGCAAAUGGCAUCAUCACACAUUUGGAAAGCGACCGAAACGCGGCCGCAAAGGGAGGAAAUGUAUGAUACAAGCAUCAGUAUUAUUUAAAAAAAACACACACAAUAUACAAUCGUAACGAAAUGUAGCCGGGCGGGCGUAAACUAUAACGAAAUACUAUACACUUAUAUAUAUAAA